GUUUAUUUUUAUCGCGUUUGAAACGCGUCAUUCUUUUGUAUCCAUAGUAAUGUAGAAUAGAUUUAGUCAUGUUUAUUUGAUUGAUUGGCUGAUAUCCCUUUUUGUUUUCCCCAGAAUCUUCUCUUUUUUUUUUUCUUUUGUCUUAUUUGUAUAUAUGUCUGCUAAAUUACCAGAGUUUCCUAAAGAACAUUAUCCAGAUGACUUGGAAUUAAAACUAUUGCAAAUAGUGCAUCGCCAUGGUGAACGUGCACCUGUCAGAAGACGAUUAGAAAAACUAGUUCCUGCUGUUUGGAAUCUAUGUGAUGCCAAUGCAUCCAUGUUUGCCACUAUUGCUGAAUUCAAUCGACAAAAAAUAACCCAUCAUCAUGUACCUGUCGAAAGAGUCUUGGAGACAGACACAACAGAAAGUAAACAAGUCCCUAUUCCUUCAGGCGGAUGUUACUAUGGCCAAUUGACAACACUAGGAAGAUAUCGAAUGAAUACAUUGGGUCAACAUCUUCGCGCAUUUUAUAUUGACAAAUUAAAGUUUCUGCCUGAUGUCUAUGAUGAAGAGACUACCUAUCUUCGUAGUUCUGAUUAUCCUCGUACACAAGAAUCUAUUCAACAAUUAGUAGGAGGUGGUCUUUAUCCUCAAGACAAGCGACCUAUGGAUUUUACUGGAUUCCAACUUCGGGUUCGUGAUCCAAGAGACGAUCUGAUGUUUCCUAAUCCCAUGUGUUACAAACUACGUUCUCUAUCCAAACAAUUUACUCAAAAAGUAGCUGAACUCACUCAAGAACAAUGCAAGUCCAUCUCAGACCGUCUAAGGGACCAUGUAGAGGAUGUUUCAUUGACCAGUCAUCCUUCUGCCAAUGGUAUCCUGGAUACGUUGGUAGCAGCCAAGGUCCAUGGCUAUGAUUUGCCUCAAGAAAUAGAUGAUCAGUUACUACAUGAUCUGGAAGAUGUGGUUGUCAAGGAAUGGUUUUAUGGUGCUAUGGUCUCUGCUGAUGUACGUCGAUUAGGCCUGGGUCGAUUGAUGGGUGUCAUUCGUGAUCGUAUGGUACGUAAACAAGAACAAAGAGAAAAGACCAAAUUGGCUGUCUAUUCUGGUCAUGAUACUACGGUAGGACCAUUGUUGAUCUUAUUAAAUGCAUUUGAUCAAAGAUGGCCACCUUUUGGUAGUGCAGUCUUGUUUGAAUUGUUUCAACAGACAUCUACACAACAACACUUUGUACGUGUCAAAUACAAUGAAAAGACAUUGAAAUUACCUGGCUGUCAAUCUAAAGGAAAUCAUAAAGAAGGAGAUCCAACUUUAUGUACUCUAGAAGCAUUCAAGGCCAUUGUACAAGAUCAAAUACCUAUGGAUUGGGAAAAAGAAUGUAAUUGAGUGUCACCUUUUUUUUUUUUUUUUUGUGUGUGAGUAUUCUGACUUUAAAAAUAAAUAAAUAAAAAGUGAAAAAGUAAAAAGCUAU
This is a messenger RNA of Gilbertella persicaria, 1451 nucleotides long. RefSeq names its product histidine phosphatase superfamily. Lineage: Eukaryota; Fungi; Mucoromycota; Mucoromycetes; Mucorales; Choanephoraceae. The record is from RefSeq and is a predicted model, not a curated record. The transcript has 8 exons. Gene Ontology annotation, molecular function: phosphatase activity. Bases 155 to 1366 code for a protein of 403 amino acids. Gene Ontology annotation, biological process: dephosphorylation.